Molecule: messenger RNA, 875 nt
Organism: Mycena citricolor
Lineage: Eukaryota; Fungi; Basidiomycota; Agaricomycetes; Agaricales; Mycenaceae
Source: the annotation of a GenBank genome assembly
CUCUAAGUGACUAAACUUGCAGCCGCAAGAAUCCAUCUAAAUACAAGACAUCAUUACUUAUCCAUCUACCUGCAAGACAUCAUAGCACAGGACUCGGACAAGUUCGGAGACCCAAGACAAAAAGAUGCCCGGAACCGAUGGUAGCCGCGCGGACUGCUCAGGGUAGGGCACCGACUCCACACGUGAUCGCGAUCAUUUCGCCCGACCUCCGCCCCACUUUGCUUCAUCUUUCUAGCCGCGUCGCCGUGGCUUCUAAAUCCACCUUAUCUGGGCAUCCCGAUGCCCGAGUCAAUACCGAGGCCUCACCGAGUGGCCCGGAUGUGCCAGAAGUAUUCUUUGUAUCAUGUCAGAAACCGUCUUCGCACGCAUGCUGAGGGACUCGCGGCUGACGUCAACGCGUCGUAAAUCCUGGAUGAAAAAAUGGAAGGCAGAGCAGAGGGGAACAAGGGCCUGCAUACCAGUACGUGUGUCGCGUCCGAUCAGCACCCCCGUCACCGUGCGUUGUCGCAUCGGCUCGGCCCCCGUCUCUUCGCCCACCGAUGACAAGGCGUGGCUAUCUUCAUCGACUGGCAACUACUACACCCCUAGGCUUGGACUUGACGACAACGCGCAACUGGCCUCCCAUGUCGAUGCCACUGCUGCUACCAACGACCAGCGACCGCGACUAGAAUUCUAUCGUCGUACUCAACGCGCGAACAUGUUCGAUGUACUUUCCGUGCUUCCUGGAUACGCCAAACACUGGCUGGCGUGUAUUCUUCUCUGCACGACGGCCGCCGUGAAGUCAUGCCGCGGAAUCGGAGCUCUGGCUCGCUUCAAGCAGGGAAUGCAGAUCAAGGUUACAUCCAGCCAAAAGAUACACGACCACGACCCCUAGU